AUGUCAGGUCGACCUGGUCCUGGGUCCCAACAAGCAACCCGGCCAACAAUCAAGUUGGAUAGACCCUCGCAAGGUGAAGCUUUACCCUCCACUUUACCUGAUCAUCAGUAUCUUUCACGUAAUCCCUCGAGAAAUCCCACAUCGAACUCCUCUCGACACCUAUCCUCGUCCCAAUCUAGAAUUAGAAGAUCGUCCACACACAGACCGUCCGAGGCUAUUGAUUUGACGCAGAAGCACAAAGGGAAAGGAAAAGCUGCCGAACCUAUAGAUUUGACUUUAACGGAUACGGACGAAGAGGAAGAAGUAGAAGAGAUGGACAAAGCGAAGCUGCAAGGCAGUUUAGGAUCGAUAGUGCUCGUGGACAAGGAUGGACGGCCUGUAGAAGGGAAGGGAAAGCGGACAGAUCCACCCACCAAGACUUCCCCUGGACAUCCAUCAUCAAUCAUAUCUGGGCAACUCAGGAAGGAUGGAAGGGUAUCCUCAAGCCAGGCUCAUCUUGUAGGUUAUCGCAGCAGCGCUUCGUCAAUGUUGGCUAGGAAAUCUUUCGACGCCCGUGGAUUGGAUCGACGCCAAGCUAUCGACCUGUGUUCCAACUCGUCUCGCUCCGCAUCGCCUGAAGUGCUUCAAUCAAAAUUGAUCAAUGAUGGGAUUGCCAAACUUCCACCUAGAGAUGAUUCAGUGAAACCCACUUUGUCGCAGGCUAACAAUUUCAAACAACGCAAUUUUACCAAAUCGGCCUCAUCCCAAUGCAUCAACCUCCAACGAGCCGACGUUGCUCGUUCUCCUUCCACUUCUAGAACCGCUGUCAAUCUCAACAAAGCUGUAUCCUGCCCGCCAAGAAAAGUGAAGAAGAUGCCCAAACAGCCCAUGGAGCAUAGAAUGUCAAGGGAGGAAUGGGAAGCUGCAAUCACCGAACGAGUGAAGAAGAUGGAUGCUGAGAAAAUACACAGAGAUUCACGAACACCAUCCUCGCAGAGGACAUCACCUCAGGCUUCAAGGAGAUCAGCCUCAAAGGAAUCUUCAACUCUGAUAGCACAAGCUCAUAGAGCCAUGGAUGAAUCACCAUUAAGGAAAUCUAUUCCGCUUCCGAAAGUGGAAAACUCAUCUUCCAAGAGAUCUCCCCCUCAGACAUCUCUCUCACAAAGUCCUACAAAAUCCCUCUCCUUCUCCCAGAACCAAGCUCAGGGAAAGCUCAAAUCACUUAUGAAACCCCUUACACAGCCGCAGAUCGUCGUACAGUCUCCUCAAGAUUCCUUCGCUUCUAGACUCAAUGCUGAAGCUGGUCCUUCGAAACCCACACAAUCUCCCGUCAAGUCCAAGCACUUUCCAGCCCAUCAAGUGGGCAACAACGAACGCCCGUAUCGACCUAAACAUGCUCCUAACCCCGAGUUGCAGUCCAGAAAGCCAUCCAGGGAGAGACCACAACCUGGAGCAUACACUUUACCGCCUGUGGAAACGAGUAUACAUGAUUGGCCUCGAACGCAGAGUACGCAUAGUGCUGGAGGAUCGAAAAAGACAGAUAUAACGAAUCAACCUAGAAUACAGGAGAAGGGUAAACAGAAUCAAUCGAUUUCACCUCAAAGAAGGAUCCAACCAGAUCAACUAUCAAAAUCAUCAUCUGCACAUAAGUCUACUCCCGACAUCUCCUCCACAAAAUUGUCGACAAAAUCACAUAACACUAAGCAGGAUGAUGCCAAUUCGCGAAAUCCAAAUUCAACUUCUUCCUCCCUCACUCCUCUGUCCAGCCCCAUCUCGCCAUCAAGAGUGUAUCGGAACAAUGAGGAAGCACGAUAUAAACCUUCGCCUGUCAAAUCGCUCAGUGCAAGUCCAGUGAAAGGUAAACCGUUCCCUAGGUUGUUUGGCGACGAGACGCCUUUGUCCAAGGUGUCAACUCCCAAGAAUGAUAAUAGCGCGCUAAAACAACACGGUGGGAAGGAUAGUAAGGAGUCUACUGCGGAUGCUGAGGAUAUUUUUGCGGAAUUUGCCGAUUUCGAAUGGGCUGCCAGCGAUGAAGAAGCUCCUGAGAAAGGUUCUGACUUGGUCCAGGGUCCAUCAGAUCUAGCAAAAGACGUCGAACCUGCUGAACAGAAACAACAUUCCAAUGACAGCAAAUCUUCGUCUCUUACCAAAUAUGUACCAGCUACAAGCUUACACAAACAACCCUCAUCCUCUCAAACCAAGCUCGCAACGCAAUCUGAACCUGUGCAAACUUCACCUACAACCCCUCGAUCAUCGCAAAAACGAUCUCGACCCUCUACGUCACCCACCGAGUCGCGUAAACGGAGGCAUAUCUCUGAAAAGUAUAGCAAGUUCCUGGAAGAAGAACGCAUCAGGGUGGAAAAGGAGAAGGAGGAAGAGAGGGAGAAGGAAAGGCAGCUGGAGAAUGAAGCUCAAGAUCUGUUGGGGAAGAAGCAGCAUGAAGGGGAUGAGGAGGAUGGUGGAGGUGAUCUGGAUGGGUUCCUUGAUAAUAUCGCUCCCAGAUCACCUGUCAAACCCAACAUGAGGUCUGCCAUCCAGUCUCGCCAGGAAUCACGAAAAGCCCAGAUUGAAGAAGCCAAAGCUGCACGACGAAAAGCCAAAUUCGAAGCUAUCCAACAAUCCGCCAAAGCUGAAAGACUCAAAACCAAGAAGCUUGAAGAUCAGAAAUUCAGAAGUAUACUUAGAGUGAUCAACAAGAAUAAAGAUGUUAAUGAUUUUCUCGAAGAGCAUCAACAGCAAAGACAAGGUGAAGAUGCAUAUCCCACUCCGGAAACCGAAUGGGAUGACGGUGAUGAUUCUCCUUUAUCUGAUUUAUCCGAUCUGGAUGAUCUAGAAGAUAUAAAGAUGGAAUUGGACCACUCGUUUGAUAUUGAUGUAGCUUUGGAUGGUUUGGAGGAGGAGGAUGGGUUUAACGACGUAGUUGAAGAACUAAGGAAAGAGGGUGUAGGACUGGAUGAUAGUUUGAUCAGGGAUGCUAAAGCCAGUAUGACCACUUCGAAAGAUAGGAGAGAUCAAGGUUUGACUUGGGAAGGGUUCUGGGAGAAAGAACCUAUGCGACCCGAAGAGAAGGACAAGAAGCGAGUCGUACCCUUCGAGAUCGAUACGCAUGACCCGAUGCUGCAAACAAUCUGCGAGAUGACUUGCCAGCCGGAUCCAGAUCUGGAGAGUUUGGGUCAUAUUAUGUCUUCGGGAAUGAUGGUAUUUGUAGAGAAAGACAGAAGGGAGCUGGCAAAGGCUUUAUUCAGUAAUGCUAUCUCAUCAUCCGACCCCGAUUGGUCUGCAAUCGCUCGAACGUGCUUCAGUGAUAUGCUACGGAUGGAUGAAUACCUCCGCCGGGAAGAUCUCAAAUAUCUACUUGGACUUGGGAUCAGACUCCUGUUGCACUUAGGUGCUAGAAGAUCGAUCUUUUCCAAUUUGAAUGAAGAUCUCGGACAAAUCGAGGAUGAAGGUGGGAUAAUGAUUGGACGAGAAGAAGCCUGCGGCAUGAUUUGUAGGAUACUCAUGGCGGACGCCAACCGGUCGAACGAUAUCAUCCACUACCAAACAGACCCCAGCGGAUCCAUCAAGCCUCAGAACGUAGGAUCGGUACCGAUACUCCUGCUCAUGUCGAUCGAUAGUUCCACUUCGUCAGCUCUGAAACGAACCAUAAGAGAGGCAAUCCAAGUCCUUUUGGAGAAGUCGGUCCAUGAGGUCGGAAAUAUGGUCCAACUUGGAUAUUCCAUCACACGAGCUAUUGUCGAUGCUUCCACCCAACAUUCGAACGCAGUCAAAGUUGCUAUACUUGAUUCACUCGGUCAGAAGAGUAAUGAAAGCAGGAUGCUGUACAGGUGGUUAGCUAUGGAAUGGCUUUUACCUGGCACCCUUGCCAAGGUGGAAACGAUGGAUAAGAGGCCGUUGGUCCCACCUAUCCCCUUUUUACUCUUAUCAAUCGAUAAUAUAUCAGAUCUAAUCAAACCUCCUUCAAAUCCAACUAGUGAAGAGAAGAUCGAACCUGAUUGGAGUGAAAUUAACUUGCUCGUUACGUUUCUCUAUGGAUCCAUGUCGGAUAUCGAUACGCUCCUUAGAGAACUCAAUAUGUCGUUUAGCAAUGAACAGACAAGUGGGAUCUACGGUGAGAGAUCAAUUAAGGAUUUGAUGCAGGAUUGCGAGAUUGAGAGAGUCAGAGAAGAAUUAAGAAGAUGUAGAGACCUGAUAUCUGAUCAAUCGAAUGGUACGCUGAAAAGUACAGUGAAAGCUCGAUUACAUCAAUUAUAUGAGAUAACUCGAUUAACCUUGAUGUUAAGUAUCACAAAGAAGGUUAGAGCGAAGAGGUUAGGGAAAGGUUUGAAAGUAGGCAAUGUCAGAGGUCAGGCCCAAUUGGAUUUUACCGUCAAACCUGUUGAUAAGAAGGAGCCGAAGGUGACACCAAGCGUCGAAUGA
Molecule: messenger RNA, 4398 nt
Organism: Kwoniella botswanensis
Lineage: Eukaryota; Fungi; Basidiomycota; Tremellomycetes; Tremellales; Cryptococcaceae
Exons: 9
Coding region: 1-4398 (1465 amino acids)
Source: RefSeq, a predicted model, not a curated record